CUCUGCCGGAACAUUUAACACACUCAUACACACUGGCACAGUUACAAGCGGUUGGGAUCCUGCUACAUGAGUCGAGGCAGGUUGUGUGAGAGACAUAGACAGAGCGAUACAUGCCAGCAGCAGCAGCAGGUUGAUUUAAGGAACGCACCAAAAAGGAAAGACAUAACGCGGAGAAAAUAUUUGGAGCACCUGUCCCUGUCGUGUUAUUAUUUUGUUGCGUUGCCAUAUUAAUCUGGAAAGUUCCUAGAAUCAGAUUCAUUUGUAAUCGUGCGGUAGGACUCCGGGUGCCAAAUGCUUCUACAUCCGCUGAUGAACGGGGCCCUGGAAAUCAUGCAUCCCAGCAGUAUUCAAAAAGACACUACUUUCACCAAGAUCUUUGUCGGUGGUUUGCCUUACCACACGAACGACGCGUCGUUGCGAAAAUAUUUCGAGGCUUUCGGCGACAUAGACGAAGCGGUGGUGAUAACGGACAGACAGACCGGGAAAUCUAGAGGUUACGGCUUUGUCACUAUGACGGACCGGGGGGCGGCGGAGAGGGCCUGUAAAGACCCCAACCCCAUCAUCGACGGCAGGAAGGCCAACGUGAACCUGGCCUACCUGGGGGCCAAGCCUCGGAGUAUGCAGACAGGUGAGGAGCACGCUGGCCUCUCCAUCGGAGUGCAGCCCAUUCACCCUGCGCUUGUCCAGAGGCAGUAUGGGCUGGCCCAGCAGUACCUCUACCCCCAGGCCUUCGUGCAGCCCAGCCUGGUGCUGCCCUCCCAGGUGUCCUCGGUGGGCUCCAGCCCCUACCUGGACUACAACACGGCCGCCGCCUACUCCCAGUACGCCCAGGCCGCCUUCGACCAGCACUACCCCUACGCCCCCUCGCCCGCCAGCUUCAUGGGCUACGCCUACGCCCCCGGCUCCGCCUCCUCCGGGACCAGCUCUGCCGCCACCGCCGCCACGGCCGCCGCCGCCUCCAGCCUGGCGGCCAUGCACGCCAGCCUGGCCUCCUCCGGCGCCGCCGGCCAAUCACAGGCCUUCCUCCACUACCCUCCGCAGCAGCAUGUCCAGCCCGAGCGCAUGCAGUGAGUGCGGGGGGGGGGGGAGGGGGGUGGGGGUCGACUGGCGGGCCGGAGACGCGCGGCGGACGGACGGUUCUGAGGCUUCAGAACGCAGCGGGGACACUGUUAGCGUGUCCUUUAGCGGGGGGGUCUUCAGGCAUAGGGAGAAGACUAUUGCACUAUACCAUCAGGACAAGUACCUCCUCCAUAGGGCGAAGGGGUUGAGGGGGGCGGGGUUUAGAGGCCAUGCCUGGGCUGGUUGAGGAUACAAGGGGUCUGUAGGGAAGCUGUAUGGAUGUGUGUGUGUGUGUGUGCGUGCGCAUGGAUGUACGUAUGGAUGCGUGUGUGUGUGUGUGUGUGGAUGUACGAAUGUAUGGAUGUGCUUCAAAGGGCUUUUGGAAACCUUUUUUCUUUUUGUAUAAUCAUUAUCAUGGUCUUUUUAUUAUUCUAUAAAUGUCGUUAUCCAUGUUUAUUUACCCUGUUCUUAUCAAUGUAUGUAUCGUUAUUAGUUUUUCUGCUCCACCAGCAGAAUCCCAGAGUGAGUCCUGUGGUCUCCUCGAUACGAGAGAACUCACGAGCAGGUACACAGCUUGUGCUGCUCUGGGACAAUGGAGACACGAAACGGGGUUAGAGAGAGAUAAGUGGGGCGGGGCGGGGCAAGACAAUUGCUUUGGAUAGGAAGGGACACACACACACACACACACACACACACACACACACACACACACACACACACACACACACACACACACACACACACACACACACACACACACACACACACACAAAGAGUAACACACACAAAGAGUAACACACACACACUUUUUAUCUCAAGCCUUUCUCCAAUUUUUAUUAAAGAGGCCUUAUAAAAAAAUAAACGUUUUUACUAAAGAUUUCACACUUUUUUUUGUUUUAACCAGCACUCCUUCGCCUUGCAGCAGAAUAAAACAAAGUGCAUCCCAUAAUUAACCAGAUCCCUAGUGGCACUAGUGUGUCACAUUAUUCUGAGGUUCUGGAUGGUUCUCAAGGAGGGAGGGUCUGGAGUGCUGGGGUACGUCCUGUCAGGUAGCGGACACUGAGCUAAGACACCAGUGCGUUUCUAUAAAUGUCCUUUUUAUGUUCUUGUAUUUUUAAACUGUUAAUCUGUCACUCUCCAAAGGUCAUUCAUUGUACAGCAUUUUUAUAAAUGUUUCAGUUAAACAAUAUUUAUGAGUAGGUAUUUAUAGGAGAUUCUAAGUUAAAAUGCUUAUUUUUUUGUGUUAUUACAAUUUGUGGCACUGAAGGUGUAGCCCUCCAGGCUGACCUCUACAUCCACAGGGACAAUUUUUGUAUAUCAGCCUAGUUUCUAUCCAGAUGUCAUGUCGGGGAACAUUUCUGUGGGUAAGAACAGCACCUAGGAGGCUCUUGUAGGGCUCUCAUGCUGAGACACAAAUGCUAGAUUUGUUUCAAUAAGAUGUCCUUUACAGUCCAUUCAAGGAAGCCAUACCAAAAAAAAAUAAAAAUAAAGACUUUGUAUUGUAAAGAUUAA
Messenger RNA from Gadus macrocephalus (Pacific cod), 2571 nucleotides. RefSeq names its product RNA-binding protein 38-like. Gene Ontology annotation, cellular component: cytosol. The transcript is spliced from 4 exons. NCBI's taxonomy places the organism in Eukaryota, Metazoa, Chordata, Actinopteri, Gadiformes, Gadidae. Bases 292 to 1071 code for a protein of 259 amino acids. The record is from RefSeq and is a predicted model, not a curated record. Gene Ontology annotation, molecular function: mRNA 3'-UTR binding.